AUGCGCUAUGCUUGACAUUGACAUAUAUUUGACAGAUCAGAUGGUACAAAGAGAAUUUUGAGAUAGAUUUGUUUGUGUGUAUUCAAUACUGUAAAUUAUGGAGAAUAUACAAGUAGUUACCCAAGAUUUUGUGAACGUGCAUAUCACGAAAUCUGACGCUGAUGUCGGAGCCCCAGUUGAAAGGCGUUUCAAAAAAGGAAUAACAGUCUCCGAGUUUAAGACGAAGCUAGAACUUGUUACCGGAGGCAAUGCUACCACAAUGAAACUGAAGUUGUUUGACAGUAAAAACAAUUAUGUGUGUGACAUAGACAAUGACAAUGCCCUGAUCGGGUCCUACCCAAUAGAUGAUGGAAUGAGGAUACAUGUGGAGGAUAAAUUUGUAUUGCUCAGUGAUGUUAGUUCAUCAGAUAGUGCAGAAAGAUUUCGUUUGUCAGAAGAGGAGUAUGAAAAGAAAGGAGACACUGUGCGCUCAUUCCUGCAGCGGAACAGGCUCGGCAAGUACAAUGAGGAGGAGAUGGCUAAAAUGAAGGAGCAGCAGCAGAAGGAACUGGAGGAGGAAGCAAGGUUGGCAGCGGCGGUGCUUGUAGGCGCGCGUUGCGAAGUGCGCGUCCCGUCGCAAGGCGUACGGCGGGCGACAGUGCGGUACAACGGGCCACUAGAGGGCGCUAAAGGAUUGUGGAUCGGCGUGCAGUAUGACGAGCCGCGCGGCAAGAACGACGGCGAGGUGAACGGCAAGCGGUACUUCACAUGCCCUCCGAAAUACGGCGGCUUCGUCAAGCCAGCCUACGUCACCGUCGGCGACUUUCCCGAAGAGGAGUUUGAUCUCGACGAUGAAAUAUGAUCGCGAUCAGUGAAAACGCUUGUUCAUUUUAUAAAUUUAACGUCAACCUCUGCAUUCGUAAAAUUCAGCUUCGCGAUGUACACCCAGCCGCAAAAUUGCAUGGGUACUUUACGAGUAAAUUAAUUAAUAAUGUAUCUAUGCGAUUGACAUAUAUCCAAGGCCGGGCCUUACGUGCAAUAAGAAUGGGGCCAGUACAGCGGUGUCACGCACACGAAUUCCAGCCAAUUGCGCAGUCUAACGCCACAACAUGAUUGGUUGAUGAGUUCGCAUCACGCGCGCGAUUGGUCGAAACUAGUUGCGUUAUGCACGAUUAGCUCGAAUACGUGAGUGACACCACUGAACUAGCACCAUUCUUAGUGCCCGUAAGGCCCGUGCUUAGAUAUAUGUCAAUAGUCUACGCAAUUUUACAGCUCGCUAUACGGUGAACAGCAGAAGUUACUAAGCCUACGAAGUGUUCAAUAGGAAAUGACUUGCUCUCUUAACUUUAAAAUUUUGUGCGAAAACUGCUUAGUAAUAUUUGCUGCGAACUGUACAUCCACUCAUGUGAUACAUUAAAUGGUUGCAUUUAUUUUUCGUAUACGUAUAGCUUGUGGGCAAGUUAACUUACCACUUAUAAGUUUGCAAGACGUGAAGACUGAUGGAGUGAGGUUAUUAUUAUGUAUUUUUUGUGGUGUACUAAAAUUAUGAUUUUAUGAAAUACUUAACAAAUGGUCAUUUUAGAAAUAAAAAUAAAUACUCAAUAAAUUCUUCAUGAUA
Molecule: messenger RNA, 1597 nt
Organism: Cydia pomonella (codling moth)
Lineage: Eukaryota; Metazoa; Arthropoda; Insecta; Lepidoptera; Tortricidae
Gene: TBCB
Product: tubulin-folding cofactor B
Exons: 5
Coding region: 98-841 (247 amino acids)
Biological process (GO): tubulin complex assembly; post-chaperonin tubulin folding pathway; cytoplasmic microtubule organization
Cellular component (GO): nucleus; cytoplasm; microtubule plus-end
Molecular function (GO): microtubule plus-end binding; alpha-tubulin binding
Source: RefSeq, a predicted model, not a curated record